AUGGAAAUUGACGAGAUUUUUGCAUCAAAAAAGAAGACCUCGACAGAGAAAUCGUCUUCUAAGGAUCAAAAGGAGUCCAAAAAAGACGAUAAAAAGCCGGAACAAGUCAAUGUUGCGAAGUCGCAGAUGAAGCCCAAAAAAAUGCCUAAAGACGACUUAUUUGCUGAUCCAAAGGGCAACACAGGGCGUAAGAGAACCGAAGAGGGAUUUUUGGUAUACGACGAAGAUGAACUUCGUAUUGGAAAAGGAGGUGAUACUCCUUUAUGCCCUUUCGAUUGUGAUUGUUGUACGUACCGUUUGUUUAUUAGUAAAGCCCAAGCUAGUCAUCGCAGCUCUAACAGUACAAGGUUUCUAAAAAAAAUUUUGGCUAUCAAUUUUCUUGUUUAUACAAAGUAA
Molecule: messenger RNA, 396 nt
Organism: Schizosaccharomyces japonicus yFS275
Lineage: Eukaryota; Fungi; Ascomycota; Schizosaccharomycetes; Schizosaccharomycetales; Schizosaccharomycetaceae
Exons: 2
Coding region: 1-396 (131 amino acids)
Source: RefSeq, a predicted model, not a curated record